AUGGUCGAUAACAUUUCUCAUUGGGCCUCAGACGAGAUCAAGGUUAUCCAUGUAUCGGAGGGCUACACCAGGACACCCGUUGAGCUUAGGGUCCGCCAAUUUUGCCCCCAAGAAGGCGACAAACUGACGAGAUCGUGGGUGGCCAACGGGUCAAAGAAAUCGGUCGACAUUCCCCUUACGCGAUCAAACGGCUGGAUAGGUGCCAAUAUUCUGCUCGCCUACUUUCACUACUGUAACAAGGGCAUCUAUCCCUUCUCGAACGACUGCAAAGAGCAAGACUUGAGGACGCUUGCGGAGCUGGAUGAGUCUGCAAUCCGUUUCGUGAAGGAAACUCGGUCAUUUGCAUCUGAUCACAAGCGUCAGUGGCAGAGACUUCACCAAGAAGGCCUCUUUGAGGAUGAUUACUUCUUCCUCAGCCAGCUUUUUACCGAGAACUGGGAGCCCCGCUCGACCGUGUGA
Messenger RNA from Parascedosporium putredinis, 459 nucleotides. NCBI's taxonomy places the organism in Eukaryota, Fungi, Ascomycota, Sordariomycetes, Microascales, Microascaceae. The record is from the annotation of a GenBank genome assembly.